CUCAUAUGGUUUUGUGUCUCUGGGUCCGUCUCUUUAUUUUUCCCCCCGGCUGUCAUUGACGCUGUUUGUGCGACCCACGUACAAAUUUCAGAUCGACUACCAUGCUUCUCAUAGAAGAAAAGUAUAGAUCAGUUGCACAGAGCUUCCUGUCUUCAGGCACAUGCCCACGUUGUGUCCUUCGCUUCUGCUGUGUUGCAUUUCCAGGUCCAUAUCGGCUUCCGUACCAGGACCUGGUUUGUGAGCUGCAGAAGUGUCUGAAUGCUUCCAAUGACAAUAACAGUGGUUUCCCACCAAGCAAGAAACUCAGGCUUGAGGUAACAAAUGAUUGUGAACACGAAGGUGAAAGCGAAGCAGUGAAAAACCCACAGGCAGAGAUGGAGAAUGACUCUCAGUUUACAAGAACCUGUAACCUGUGCUUAGGGAUUCUCCAACACCUUUGUGACUCUCAGUUUAUAAACAAGAUAUUCCAGAAGAUAAACUCUGCGGGGUUUGAGUUCAAAGACUUUGUUUUCUCAAUGUCUCUGCCAGCACAGCUAUCUGUCAGAGAGCAUUCAGCUUGGCUUGAGGCAAAACAGGAAAUGGGAAAGCAAGGACAUUGUCUGGAUAAAGCUGACGUUGUUCAACUGAAGGAAGCAUACAAAUGGAUUAUCCAUCCUUUAAUAUCAGAUGAACUGGGUGUGCCCGCUGAGAGCAAGAGCUUAUUUGAAGUGUCUGUGAUGUUUGCUCACACAGAAACAGAUGGGGACUGCCACUUCCUGGCCACCGUAUGCAAAGACUGUUUCAAACCUACGAAGACUAAACCGAAUGUUUUUACCAGAAUGGCGGUUGCAAAGGCUUUAGACAAGAUAAAGGAAGAAGAUUUUAGAGUCAACGUUUCAUUUCCACCAAGUUCUCCACAGACCACCUGUGACGUUGUGGAACUUCAGUGCAGUCAUGCUUCUGUGUUUGUUGCUGGGAGAUAUAAUAAAUACUCCAGAAAUUUAUCACAGACACCGUGGAUUAUUGAUGGAGAGAGGAAGAUGGAAUCUUCUGUGGAGGAGCUAAUAACUGAACACCUUAUUGCAGUAUUUAAAGCAGACAGUUUUAACUUUUCAUCAUCUGGAAGAGAAGACGUGGAUGUUAGAACUCUUGGAAAAGGAAGACCUUUUGCAGUCGAAAUUAUAAACCCUCACAAAGUGCAACUAACUGUGGAGGACAUGAGGGAGCUACAGCAGAAAAUAAACACUUCUGAUAAAAUCAAAGUCCGGGACUUACAGAUUGUCACCAGGGAAGCAGUGGGACACAUGAAAGAAGGGGAAGAAGAGAAGACGAAGAGCUAUAGUGCCCUGAUAUGGACUGAAAAAUCUGUUCAGGAGGAGGAACUUGAGCUGCUGAACCAAAUACAGGAGCUGAAUAUACUACAGAAAACUCCUCUACGGGUUCUUCACAGACGUCCACUAGCUUCAAGACCUCGCAUGAUCCACACCAUGAAAACUGAAUAUGUGGAUGAGCAUCACUACUUCCAUUACAUAAAGGAGUUUGCACAUGGAGACUUUGGGAGGACAAAUCCAAACAUUGGUUCGAUAAUGAAAACUACUGCAGAUAUCCUUGAGCUGGAUGUGGAGUCAGUUGAUGUUGACUGGCCACCAGCUCUGGAUAACUGAUCAUCAAUGUGCCCAGUGAAAUACAGAAGUGGGAUAAAUGACUACUUUAGAUCAUGUUGAUCUUUUAGUUUGUUGAUAUACUUUUUUUUUCUUCAAGAUGAGUAUCUGAUAGGGUAUAUCAGAUUAAGUUUUCUAGCAAAUGUCUUAUGCAAAGGAAAAAUUACAAUUUCUAGUGUGAGUCCAAUAAAUAUUAACCUAGAUAUGUUCUUUGUAUCAUACAAAGUUUUUUCCCCUCUUUAAAUCAAUGUUUGUUUCACCCUGACAUUUGUAAUGAAACAUGCUAUUUUGUUUUAUAAUAAAAAACACUUCUGAUAUCA
This is a messenger RNA of Bombina bombina (fire-bellied toad), 1960 nucleotides long. It is a transcript of the gene PUS10, whose product is annotated as pseudouridine synthase 10. NCBI's taxonomy places the organism in Eukaryota, Metazoa, Chordata, Amphibia, Anura, Bombinatoridae. Gene Ontology annotation, molecular function: pseudouridine synthase activity; RNA binding. The record is from RefSeq and is a predicted model, not a curated record. Gene Ontology annotation, biological process: tRNA pseudouridine synthesis.